Molecule: messenger RNA, 1910 nt
Organism: Mycetomoellerius zeteki
Lineage: Eukaryota; Metazoa; Arthropoda; Insecta; Hymenoptera; Formicidae
Product: Alkaline phosphatase 4
Exons: 7
Coding region: 14-1666 (550 amino acids)
Biological process (GO): dephosphorylation
Molecular function (GO): alkaline phosphatase activity
Source: RefSeq, a predicted model, not a curated record
AAAAACAUUCACAAUGAGGUGCUACAUUCUAUUACUUUGCAUCGCAACAUUUCUUCGACAUUCUGAAGCGCUACGUAAAGGAUCAACGGAUUAUGAAGACAUGUCCUUCUGGCUAAAGUCCGGCCAAGAAACCCUGCAUAAAAUCCUGGCGGAGCAGAAGAACGAGAAUCGUGCCAAAAACGUGAUCAUCUUCAUUGGGGACGGUAUGGGCCUGUCUACCAUCACAUCCGGUCGAAUAUAUGUAGGUCAGCUCAAUGGUCAGAGCGGUGAAGAAUAUCAACUCUCGUUCGAGAAGUUCCCCAACACCGCCCUCGCCAAGACUUACAAUGUAGACAAGCAAGUACCAGAUUCCGCAGGGACGGCUACUGCUAUAUUUUCUGGUGUGAAAACCAAAUACAGAAUGGUUGGACUGGAUGCCAGAGCCCAAGUUAGCAAGUGCGACGAACAGAUCAACGAAUUAAGCAAACUGAACACAGUAGCCGAUUGGGCACAGCAAUCCGGUAUAGACACUGGAUUUGUUACCACCACCCGUGUCACCCAUGCCACUCCCGCGGGACUUUACGCGCAUAUUAAUCAUCGAGAUUGGGAAUGUGAUAGCGCGAUACCAAAGAAACAGCGAUAUUGCAUCAAAGACAUCGCGAGACAACUCGUUCAUGAUGAACCAGGGAGUCAGUUUAAGGUUAUCAUGGGCGGAGGAUUAAGUGAAAUGGGUAUGGACGUGAAAAUGCCUCUGAAGAAGUUUGAUGAGUCCAGCAACUGCGAACGAUCUGAUGGCAGAAACUUAGCAAAUGAAUGGCAAGAGAAUCAUCCCAAGGGAAGGGUUGUCACCAACACAUACGACCUCAUGUCUAUUGAUAUAAGCAACACAUCGCAUAUCCUCGGUGUUUUCUCGCCUAGUCACAUGCCCUAUCACGCUGUAAAAGACGAUGAGACACCUUCGCUAGCAAAUAUGACAACGCAAGCCAUAAGACUGUUGAAGAAGAACAAAAACGGAUUUCUGCUAAUGGUCGAGAGUGGCAAAAUCGAUAUAGCCCAUCACGGCAAUUGGGCAAAACUGGCACUGCGCGAAUUAUACGAACUCGACGAGGCAGUUAAGGUGGCUCAACGACUAUUAAAUAUGGAGGAAACAUUAAUUAUCGUCACAGCCGAUCACUCGCAUUCGUUCACGCUGAACGGAUAUCCCACGAGAGGCAACGACAUCCUCGGUUUUGGCAACAAGAAAGCUAGUCAAAUACCCUACGAGACGCUCUCCUAUGCUAACGGACCAGGAUUCUUCUACCAUCGAAGAAAUGAUACCAAAGAUGUUAACGAAACCUGGAGAAGAGUCGAGGAUGAUCCAACUCGCGGUGAACCCUUCUACAGGCACUUCGCUGGCAAAUUCCUCAAAGACGAGUCUCACGGUGGAGAAGACGUCGGGGUUUAUGCCAACGGUCCCUAUGCGCACUUGUUCCGAGGUACUUUUGAACAAAAUUAUAUUGCUCACGCCGUGGCGUAUGCGGCAUGCUUUAAAGACUGGCCGUCUCAUUGUGACAAUGCUUAUCAUCGUUAUUUUUAUGAUGUUAAUAUGUCAUCGCCAAACAACAGGAAAAAUUCAGCUAGACAGAACACCGUAUCGUUUGCGAUAAUAAUAACUUUUCUGUUUACGGCAAUUUUUAUACGGCUGUGAUAAACAUUAUUGCAUUUUCCUUUCAUAGUCAAAUUAACAAUAAUGCGUCGCGAGAAGAUUCAUCUCGAGUAUAAUUGGUACAAAUAAUAAAUAUUUCCUUGUGCUUUUACUGAGAAAUUUUCGAAUUGCAUAUCUUGCUAUAUCACUUAUUUGCUAUACAGUGCUACACCAACGGCACAACUUAAAGAUUGUUAUUUUUUAUGCUUACAAGAAAUUAAAAACAGUGGAAACAUAAAUAAAAAAA